Messenger RNA from Eruca vesicaria subsp. sativa (arugula), 864 nucleotides. The record is from the annotation of a GenBank genome assembly. Lineage: Eukaryota; Viridiplantae; Streptophyta; Magnoliopsida; Brassicales; Brassicaceae.
AUGGAUUUGUUUGAUAGCGAUGAUACGUGUAGUGUAAGCUCCUUCUUCAGCAUGCGGUCUGAGAGACCUCGCAUGGAUGAAGUUCACGUUCACAAAGAUCUUAUGUUGGAUCAAUCCCUUGAUGCUCUCUAUGAGAAAAGGAGUUCAACGAGAGAGAAAGCUUUGGCCUCCAUUGUCGAAGCAUUCAAGAGUGAUUUGCAACAUGAGUUCUUGCAAAAGAACUUUUCCACUUUGUUGCAUCAGUGUUUACACUGCAUCAAGAAAGGUUCCACUAAAGAGUCCUCACUAGCAUCACAUGUUAUUGGGUUGAUAGCUUUGACUGUUGGACUUGGGAAUCAAGCACAAGAGAUUCUGGAAGAAUCUGCCACUCCUCUUUCUCAAGCCCUUAAAUCUGGUCGUGAAGCCUUGAGGAUAAGUUCGAUUCUUGAGUGUUUAGCAGUGAUAACUUUUGUUGGUGGAGCCAAUGCAGAGCAAACCGAGAGAUCUAUGCAAAUAAUAUGGCAGAUGAUUCACCCUAAACUUGUUUCUAAUGUAUCUGCUGGUGAAGCUCUUGCUCUUUUAUUUGAGACGGGAACUCUAGAGAAGUUUGAUACGGAAGCCAAAGGGUCUGAUAAUGGAUCAGUGGAAGUAGGAAGUGUGUCUGAGGAGGCAUUGAUAAAGAUGCAUAAAUUGAUAUCUAAAGUCAUAAUCAAUUUAGUGACCUCGCUGCAGAGGCAGGUGGUAAAGGUUGUGCUAACAAAGAUCUCAACGCACAAUGAAGUUUGUUCAAAGAUCUUGUUGAAUUUCUUGAGGGUGGAGUUGCACCUGAAACCUCUACAAAGGUUGGAGGAGCCUAUAUACAGACGUCAACGUGGUGCCAGAUGA